Molecule: messenger RNA, 3644 nt
Organism: Cydia pomonella (codling moth)
Lineage: Eukaryota; Metazoa; Arthropoda; Insecta; Lepidoptera; Tortricidae
Exons: 2
Coding region: 2222-3493 (423 amino acids)
Molecular function (GO): nucleic acid binding; zinc ion binding
Source: RefSeq, a predicted model, not a curated record
CACUUUGGGGUAUCCACCCAGUGUUAUAAACAGCUGAGUAGCAUAUUGUAUAGGUACUUUAUAGGUUAGAAAAUGGUAUGUUUGUUUUGGUAAGAUUUGGUAGUUGAAAUGUCUUCGACACGGAUGUCAUAGUGGGUCAGUCAAGAACUGAGACCUGUAGUGAUAUUUUCAACUUUACCUAUACGCUUUUAGCUAUAUUGAGUGGACAAAACUUACCGGAGCGGUAGGUCAGUAUGUGCGUUCACUCCGUUGCAUUUUGCGCAUCCAUGUCGUGUUCCUGCGUUGUGCUAGGACACAGGCACUUUGUUUGCGUUGGGAUAUAUACAUUUCACAAUUGAAAUACAUUUUAAAACAUAGAAAUACCACGUAUUAACAGUAUGAUUUCGAUAAAACCGAGCAGUUGUUUAUUUCAGCGGUAGACACUGACGGCUGUCAAUGUCAUUUGGUUUUUUUUUUGUCCAUGGUUCCGUAACAGACGGUCGGUCACACUUGUUGUACGACAAUAAACAUAUACUUGUGGUUCUUUUAUCUUUUUAUAAUUUCCAAUUAUUAAUAUAGUCCGUAUUAUUUGCUUCCUAAAAUGAGUAACUCUUUUUAUUGUUGAUAUUUCGAAUUAUUCCGAGAGUCAAACCGGUCAGUUGUGGUAUCCAUUGAAUGAGAAGGUUUUCAUUCAUCAGUUUGUCUGUGGUUUCUCGGAUUGGAAUUUUGAUAAAUCAUUGUUCGAUCGAUCUUCAAGAUGUGAAGUAUAUUAGAAAAUCUUUCGGCAAUCAAUCUUAGGGCUCGUCCCAAAAUGUGCAUAAUUUAGCGUCUUAGAGCCUACCUAAAAUGGCGGCUGCUAAUCUUUUUCCUUCAAUUUAACAUAACUUGGUGAGUUUCCACACUUUUUAAAUAUAUAAAGAAGGAAAGGCGGAGGUAGUGUGUCCUUUCGCAAAUGGGUUAAUAUAGUGUUUUAUGUGGAUUUUCCAGCAAAACCUAAUGUAACGUCAACCACCUCUUCGUCUUGCCACGCGGUCUGCAGGCGCCGUCGUUGGUAUAGGAAAUAAUGGACCCGGCAUAAACCCCGGUAAGUCGUUUAAUCGCUUCAUUGCCGUAAUUUAAAUCGUGCUGUGCCUCAGUUUAAAAUAUAAUUUUUCUAUAAAGCUAAACGUGUUAAAACAUAAUUUUUUUUAACCUAGAACAUUUUCUUUGUUCUUAGGGUUUUUUCCUGGACCCUGGUUUUUCUGGACCCUGGUUCUCUAAGGCUGUGCCAUCCGGUGGCAGCGUUCUUCUUGGCAGUGUCCGUGAAGUUAAGACUUUUAUGAAUAUACCUUUAGUUAAAUAUGGACUCUUUACGCUGAACAGGUAACCUGUAAUCCCUGUGAGCAAUUGCUUACUGCUAAACAUCCCCGGAGGUUGGGGCAUAACUUUUACUUUAGACAGUGUUAUGUUAGGAAGACAAAUUUUGAUAUUGUUGUCCGUAGACACAGAGAUGUCUAUGAUGUAUUUAGUGUAAAUUUCAAGAAAUAGUGGUGUCACUAAGAAGUAUUUAGUAUUACUUAUUUACUAAUAAAUAACUCGUGUUGACCGUAGCGGGUCAUAUAUAUUUAAGGAAUAAAGGUGUGUAUUAAAUAAAUUUGGGAUUUUCAUUUGGAUACGUCAUGCGCUUGAUGAGGAUAGUAUCCUGGCGUCCUACCUUAAAUUUUUGGAUACCUAUUCUCACUCCAUAGUGGCCUGAACCGCGACCCUAUCUAUGAUUGUAGUUAGCCGAAGGUAUUUGUGAACUUUUCAGUAGUGAAGUUUGGUGAGUUCUGGAUCACUCCAUAGAAACACGUUUCCUUCUAUGGAAACGGUCUUUAACAAUAAUAGAAUCGGAUCUUCUCCAUAUCCAGAGCUCACCCACACCUAUUACAGUGGCAUGCCCAACGUAUGGCCUAUGGAGUAUGACAUGUCCAAGUGAAACAUUUUUGCAUUAUUUUAGUAUUAAGGUUAUUUUAUGUAAAAGGGAUUGCAAGUUAUUGUUGUAAAUUGUUGCUUGAGUUGGAGGUUAAACUUAUAAAUUUAACCAACUUAUAAAUAAAACUAUACUACGCUAAAUAAUUAGCCUUACAUAAGAUAAAUUUUCUCACUAUUUUAAAAUACUUUAAAAGGGUUAAAAUCUAAUAAAGUUUUAACUUACUUUAAAAUAUUACAAUUCAAAACCUGACACUGACUUACUUCUGAUAUUAAAUAUCAAUCUUAAAAAAUGGAUUUCCUAAAUGCGGGAUGUAAAAUCAUACAUUUACAUAAAGACGAAAUGGCACAUGAACUGGCGAUUCGCAGACUUCCGGUUAAUCCUGUAUCGCGUCGGUCCAGCUUAUGUCAUGCGUUAAAACAGACGGCGGAUUUAGCCAAAAAGGGUAGUUUGAAGUGCCAGGACUUGUUAAUAAGUAACGAAGUUGCCGAAUUGGAGCUCUGCCAACGUAAGGUAGAGGAAAUAGAUUUAGAAGCGAAAGGAGACUUAACGGCGUCGGCGAUUGAUAGACUAUCCUCGCGAUGCAAAUAUCUCUUGUGUCGUGUUUCACGGUUACCUCAGGAGACCGAAGCGGUACUUCUGUUGAAAACAUUAAUUACUUCUUUAUUAGAUCGGUUGAAUGAGCAAGGCUCUUCUGCGUCGUCUGGGUCGGAUGAUGAUUUUCAAUCUCCUAACGAAUCUCGUAUUGUUAGGGAAAUUAUUUAUAAAACGGACAAGACUUUCAACAUAAAUUCCUUGAAUUUGAAAUUCAAAGGUGACACCUGCGUUCGUACGUUUCUGUCUCGCCUCGAGGAGUUGCGAGAUGCCAGAGGAAUCUCAGAGAGUCGUACAUAUAGGGGAUUUCCUGAAGUUCUUGAGGGUCCGGCGUUGUCGUGGUUCCGGUCGCAACGUACGAAACUUACUACAUAUAAGGAGGUCACCGCGGCUCUACAAGAGGAGUUUGACAUACCUGAUUUGGAUCACCAAUUGUUGCAGGAAAUACGGGCUAGGACUCAAGCCAAGUCCGAAACAAUUGUCUUUUUCGUUUCAACCGUGUUAGGGAUGUAUGAGCGUCUGACGAAGGAGGUUCCUGAGCAAGAGAAGCUGGAUACUAUGAUGCGGAAUAUUCGCCCAGAGUAUUCCAAGGAUUUAGCCUUACACGACAUAGAAUCGAUAGAGCAAUUGAAGUCUUUGUGUAAGCGCAUUGAAUUGGCGCAAGUCAAGGCGAAGCAGUUUCGCGAACCGAGUCUCUCAAACAAGACUAAUGAUUCUUCCUCUGACCAUCCGUCGAAGAAUGUAGAACCUCGUAAUAAGUCGUUUCAGUCUCGUUUCCCUAAUUCUUCCAGAAACUUUGUUGCUUCUGUGGCACAAAGCUCUUCUCACACGAAAUGUUUUCGAUGUGGUAGGUCCAAUCAUAACACUAAAGAGUGUAAGAGCUCUCGAGAGAUCGUUUGCUUUAAAUGCGGAGAAAAAGGGGUGAAAACUCCAGAAUGUGUUAAAUGUAACUCCAAGACAAAAAACUAAAUAGGGUCUUUUCUGCUAAUAACAAUUCUAGAUCUUCUGCUCCCUGUCGUGCAGAAAAGACAAUCUUCUUUAAUCCUCCGAAGGGAGAUGACAGGGUAUAUGCUCUCUUAAAUAUACUUAACUUGAAUUUCAAGGCGGUAUUAGAUUGUGG